Aspergillus pseudoviridinutans is the source of this 600-nucleotide messenger RNA. RefSeq lists its product as uncharacterized. The coding region runs from base 1 to 600 and encodes 199 amino acids. The transcript has a single exon. Lineage: Eukaryota; Fungi; Ascomycota; Eurotiomycetes; Eurotiales; Aspergillaceae. The record is from RefSeq and is a predicted model, not a curated record.
AUGCCGUAUACUUCUUCCAAGACAUGGAUCUCAGACAUAAUCAAGGAAUGUGACAAAUUCGCGAGAAUUUUGAAUAACUCUCUGUUUACCGCGCCCGAGUCGCCAAAUGUCCCUGAAGCCUACUGCGAAUGGCUUGAAUAUGGAGUGUUCAUCAAUCAAAGAACCCAGGAGGCAGAAUCUCGACGCCGCACACUAAGAGCCUCACAACAACUCAGCCGGGCGAAAACCUCGAUUCAGCCAUUCGCUGGCAAGACGUUCAAAGACACUCGAUCUUCCGUGCUGGCAAUGGAGACGAUAUGGCUACCUUCUAUGAGCUUCCAUCUUGAACGGCCUGUCGCUCCCUGGCCAUGCAGCGACGAGCUCAUGAGCGACAGUACCACGAGAAGUAUGUCUGGAUAUUCCCGCUUUCCACCUCUGCCUAGGGUACCAGGCAACGAGACCGUCGAUUGGAGAAAAAGAGCACCAAUAACGCCGUACCCGUUUGAUACUUUUGGAAUGCCCAGUCUAGGACUCAUCGCCGGCGCGCCAGAUACCGAAGAUGAGAUGGCUUUCUUCGUCGGUCAGGCCCUGCUCGAGGAGAUCAAUAUUGAUGAAUUCUAG